This is a messenger RNA of Thermochaetoides thermophila DSM 1495, 1095 nucleotides long. RefSeq lists its product as uncharacterized. Bases 1 to 1095 code for a protein of 364 amino acids. Lineage: Eukaryota; Fungi; Ascomycota; Sordariomycetes; Sordariales; Chaetomiaceae. The transcript is spliced from 2 exons. The record is from RefSeq and is a predicted model, not a curated record.
AUGGACAAGCCAGCAACACACAACUCGCCUCGGACCUGGUUCCUGACAUCGUCGCUAUCGCCGCUCUGCAUCCGCUUGAUCCGGCAGCUGCUGGCGCACGGCGACUACGUGGUGUGCUGUCUGCCGCCGCAGGAGGUCGAGGAUGACGAGCGCAGCGCCGAGUUCCGCGAGCUCGUCAACGAGUGCAAGAGCAAUCGCAAGGACCGUGAGGGCUGGAAGGACCGCAUACGCGGAAUUCGCUGCGAUGGCCGGACUAUGGGCCAGUGCGGCGCUGCUAUCGCCGAGGCGGUGCAUGUCUUUGGCAGGAUAGACAUCUUGCUGUGCUGCAAGUUUGAAGCCGUCAUUGGCACCGUAGAGGAGCUCUCCGCUACACCGGCCACGCGCAAUCUCAUUCGCGACCAGUUUGAAACUAUUUUCUUCUCCCAAGUAAACUUCAUCAAGGCCGCCCUCCCCCAGUUCCGUGCCCAGCACACCGGGCACAUCAUGAUCCUGACCAGCAUCGGCGGCCACAUCGGCACGCCUUGGAUGUCCAUCCACACAGCAGCGACCUGGGCGCUCGAAGGCUACUGUGACUCGCUCGCCUACGAGAUUGCCCCCUUCAACAUCAAAGUGACUAUCGUCCAACCCAACAAGGAGAUACAGACUCUCACCAACAAGAUCAUCUUCUCCCCUCCCUUGCCCUGGUACACCGACCCGGACAUCAACCCGCCCACAGUCCCGUCCAUGCGCGACAUGCUGGUCAACGUGCUCAACGCGAAUCCAGAUACUACCAUCGACCGGCCAUAUGAGCACACUGAGAUCCUGUACCGCUAUCCGCGCUUGUCGCCCCCGGCUUACGACAAACUCGUUACUGAGACUGUUCAUGCGCUGUGUGCCAUUGGCGGGCACGAAAACCCGCCUGCUAGGCAUAUCGUUGGGUUUGAGGGCGCUGUGGCGGUCAAGGAGAAGCUCAAGACCGUUAUGGAGGAGCUGGAGGAUUUUGUGGAGGCAAGUCUGGCUGUGGAUAUCUUUGAUAGUGAGCUGAAGCAGGAGGCGAGGCAAGGGAAGUCGAAUUUGGACGUGCCACCACCGCCGCCGUCGGUAGCAAGUGGGUAG